CAUAUAGCUACGUAGCGCAAGGGAUCGAUUAGAAAUGCAAAUGCUUGCCCAUAUUUCGGCUUCACUUUCUCAUGCCUCUGCUUCUUCCCGCACCGCUGCCGCCCUGUACUUGCGCUUCUCCCCUCAAUAUCCCCGCCGCCGAAUCCCCUACAGGCCGCUUCAACUGCACUGCCGCCCGUUGUUCUCCUCGCCAAUGGACUCGUCUCCUUCCACCGCUGCAGAUGAUUUAAGGAAACUGAGUUUGGAUCACACCACUGCUCGCAAAGUCAAACUUGAAGAGCUGAAUUGGGAUAAUUCUUUCGUUCGAGAACUUCCGGGUGACCCUAGGGCCGAUUCCAUCCCCAGGGAGGUGUUGCAUGCUUGCUAUACUAAAGUAUCUCCUUCAGUGGAGGUGGAGAACCCCCAACUUGUUGCAUGGUCAGAAUCCGUUGCAAAGCUUCUUGAAUUGGAUCCUAAAGAAUUUGAGAGGCCAGAUUUUCCGCUAUUCUUUUCUGGGGGAUCACCUUUAGUGGGAUCGAUGCCUUAUGCCCAGAACUAUGGCGGGCACCAAUUUGGAAUGUGGGCUGGCCAAUUAGGUGAUGGUCGUGCAAUAACUCUUGGAGAGGUACUCAACUCAAAGUCUGAGAGGUGGGAACUGCAGCUUAAAGGUGCUGGGAAGACACCAUAUAGCCGGUUUGCUGAUGGUCUGGCAGUGUUGCGUAGUAGUAUUCGAGAGUUCUUGUGCAGUGAAGCAAUGCAUAGCCUAGGCAUCCCAACAACACGUGCUCUAUGCCUUGUGUUAACUGGGAAAUAUGUCACUCGUGAUAUGUUUUAUGAUGGCAAUCCAAAGGAUGAACCGGGUGCAGUUGUUUGCAGAGUUGCUCGAUCAUUUUUGCGCUUUGGGUCGUACCAACUACAUGCUUCCAGAGGAAAGACGGAUCUUGACAUCGUCCGUACUUUGGCCGACUAUGCCAUUAGGCAUCACUUCCCGCAUCUAGAAAACAUGAGUAAGAGUGAAUGCAUAUCUUUCAGCACUGGUCAAGAGGAUGAUUCAGUAGUGGAUCUAACAUCAAACAAGUAUGCAGCAUGGGCAGUAGAAGUUGCAGAGCGUACAGCUUCAAUGAUAGCAGGUUGGCAGGGUGUUGGAUUCACCCAUGGAGUGAUGAAUACAGAUAACAUGAGUAUCCUGGGGCUCACUAUUGAUUAUGGUCCUUUUGGUUUCCUAGACGCUUUUGAUCCCAGUUUUACACCAAACACCACUGAUCUCCCUGGGAGGAGAUACUGUUUUGCUAAUCAGCCUGAUAUAGGGUUGUGGAAUAUUGCACAAUUUACAUCAUCACUAUCUGCUGCUGAGUUGAUAAACAACAAGGAGGCAAAUUAUGUCAUGGAAAGAUAUGGUAUCAAAUUUAUGGAUGACUAUCAAGCAAUCAUGACCAGGAAACUUGGUCUGCCAAAGUAUAAUAAGCAACUGAUAAGUGAUCUUCUAAAAAACAUGGCUGUUGACAAAGUUGAUUACACAAAUUUCUUUCGAUUGCUGUCUAAUAUUAAAGCAGAUUCUGCAAUCCCUGAACAACAGUUAUUGCUUCCCUUGAAGGCUGUUCUGUUGGAUAUAGGUAAAGAGCGCAAAGAGGCAUGGACAAGUUGGGUACAAGCGUACAUACAAGAGCUCUUAAGUGGAGGUAUUUCAGACGAGGAAAGGAAGUCCUCCAUGGAUUCAGUAAAUCCCAAGUAUGUCCUUAGAAACUACUUAUGCCAAAGUGCCAUAGAUGCGGCUGAGCAAGGUGAUUUUACAGAGGUCCGUCAACUCCUAAAGGUUAUGGAGAAUCCAUACAACGAACAACCGGGAAUGGAGAAAUAUGCUCGCUUGCCCCCAGCCUGGGCUUAUCGUCCUGGUGUAUGCAUGCUUUCAUGUUCUUCAUGAGCUGUCUUCAAUACCAAUUGAAGUUUGUUGUACUAAUAGCAAAUCCAGAAUCCGUUAUAGGGGAGUGACCUGUAGAACCUUGUAGCCAUUUAAUUUAUUUACUGUUUUUUUCCACGUACACCCCAGUUUUAAUUUGUUUGGCGAUAAACUUAUUGGGUGUAAUGCUUUUUACAUGACACUUUGUAUAGUAGAUUCCUCGGUCACAAAGGUCUUCAAAAUCAUGCGAGUUCUCAAUUGUCUUAUGGAGUUAUGGCUGAUGGUUAUAGACUUUAGUUAAGAAAUGUGCUACUCAUUAAGGGAAUUCAUUCUCACGGAUUGAGGGAACCAAAAAUAUUAAUAAAGAUUCUUUCAUGAGGCUA
Cuscuta epithymum is the source of this 2259-nucleotide messenger RNA. The record is from the annotation of a GenBank genome assembly. Lineage: Eukaryota; Viridiplantae; Streptophyta; Magnoliopsida; Solanales; Convolvulaceae.